This is a messenger RNA of Ananas comosus (pineapple), 1029 nucleotides long. Its product is annotated as dCTP pyrophosphatase 1-like. NCBI's taxonomy places the organism in Eukaryota, Viridiplantae, Streptophyta, Magnoliopsida, Poales, Bromeliaceae. The transcript is spliced from 2 exons. Bases 264 to 797 code for a protein of 177 amino acids. Gene Ontology annotation, molecular function: nucleoside triphosphate diphosphatase activity. The record is from RefSeq and is a predicted model, not a curated record. Gene Ontology annotation, biological process: nucleoside triphosphate catabolic process.
AUGUGGGCGACCCAUUAGUUUCCGGGGGAAAAAAUGCUGAGUCGGCGACAUUAUUCUCUCCUUUUAUAUGCCUAUGGAUGGAUAACAUUCCCCAACAAAAGGAAAGAAAAAGGGAAAUUUCCUAGGAGUGGUGGGACAUAGAACAAAAAAAAAUAUAUAUAUAUAUAUAAACAAAACACGGGACACAUGGGGAGACAAAAAAGAGGAAUAGGAAUAAGAAUAAGAAUAAGAAGAGGAAGAAGAGGAAGAAGAGGAGGAGGAGAAUGGAGGGAAUGGUGGAGGAGGAGGGGGAGGUCUCCGCCAUGGACGACGACGAGGACGCAGCAGCAGCAGCAGCAGCAGGAGAGAGGAGGCUGAUGGUGACCCUCGACGAUCUCAAGAACAAGAUGGCCGACUUCGCAAGGGAGAGGGACUGGGACCAAUUCCACAGCCCCAGAAACCUCCUCCUCGCCCUCGUGGGAGAGGUUGGGGAGCUCUCAGAGAUAUUCCAGUGGAGAGGAGAGGUUCCAAAGGGGCUCCCCGGGUGGAGAGAAGAGGAAAGAGAGCACCUGGGAGAGGAGCUCUCUGAUGUGCUUCUCUACCUUGUGAGGCUCUCAGAUGUGUGUGGGGUGGAUCUGGGAAGAGCUGUUCUGAGGAAGCUGGAGCUUAAUGCCCUCAAAUACCCAGCUGAGCAAUGCAAGGGCUCCUCAAAGAAGCACACCCACUACAGCAACUCUACUGCUGCUCCUGCUGCUUCUGCUUCUGCUAGAGCCAAUUCAAUUGAGGAAUCCCAAAAUGGCUUUUCUGAGAAGCUCUGAAUUCUGCUAGAGCCAAUUCAUGUGGGUCUUUUUUGGGGGGGGUUUUAUCUUUAGUGUAGUGUGUGUGUGUGUGUGUGUGUGUGUGUGUGUGGGUGUGUUUUCUUAGAUAGCUCUUCUUAGGCUCCUUUUAACUUUUUGUUGCAUGGACACCAUCUUGGGUGGUGGUGGAUAGUUGGUGGUAACAUUUGCUAACUAUGCUGUCAAAAUACUACACAGUAUUUUCUUUUACAUA